Molecule: messenger RNA, 976 nt
Organism: Pangasianodon hypophthalmus (striped catfish)
Lineage: Eukaryota; Metazoa; Chordata; Actinopteri; Siluriformes; Pangasiidae
Product: retinitis pigmentosa 1-like 1 protein
Exons: 7
Coding region: 1-957 (318 amino acids)
Source: RefSeq, a predicted model, not a curated record
AUGAGUGCCGACGCUGAAGCUGAGGCUGAAGCCUUUAAUGAUUUCCUGACCGUCCUCCUGGAGGAGAUAAGCGAUGAGAUCAACCUGCCUCUGGUUUUAAUUGUGAAUCAUGUGAUUUUUUUUUUUUCAGGAGACAUUGAGGCUGAAGCUGAAGGUCAAGCUGAAGUUGAGGUUGAAGUUGAGGCAGAAGGUGAAGCUGAAAUUGAGGCUGAAGUUGAAGCUGAAAUUGAGGCUGAAAGUGAAGCUGAAGGUGAAACUAAAGCUGAAGCUGAAGUUGAGGCUGAAGAUAAAGGUGAAGCUGAAGGAGUUGUUGAAGAAGGAAAGCUGGACGACACUGAAACAGAGAACAGCACAUCUCUGGAGAGCAAUAAUACAGAGAAGCCUGAAAACACCGGGAAUGGAAAUGAGAAAAAGAAAAGGAGCAGGAGAGGAACACGAGGCAAAGGAAGGAAGAUCAAUUACAGAAAGUUCCAGGACAAUAAAGCAGGACGAUCUGCAGCUGAGGCCGUAGAAAGACCAGCAGAAGAUGCAGAAACAGAGAACAGCACACCUCUGGCAGACAAACCCAUGGUGAAGGCGGAUGAAGAAUCUGAGCCUAAAGAGGAAAUCCAACUCCCUGAGACGGAGACCGUUAACGAGCAGCUCCUGAAUGAAGUAAAGGCAAAGAAGAAGGUCAGGAGAGGAACACGAGGAAGAGGGAGAAAAAUCAACUACAAGAAAGUUGAGGACAAAGAAGCUGAACAGAAUGGAGGGAGGAAAGAGCUGACUGACGCCAAAGCAUCAAGAGACCAGCGUGAACGUCAGACAGAAAGAAAGCCGCAGACACACACACGUGUGUGGACACGCCGUGACCGAGCCUGUGAGUCAGGGUGGAGAGGACCUGCUCACUGCGACCAGAGAGACAGGAGAGUCCCGAGAAGAUCAGCUCAAGAGACGCCAUCACAUGCUGGAGCCUGAUCAAUUAAACACACACACA